Molecule: messenger RNA, 2509 nt
Organism: Balearica regulorum gibbericeps (East African grey crowned-crane)
Lineage: Eukaryota; Metazoa; Chordata; Aves; Gruiformes; Gruidae
Source: RefSeq, a predicted model, not a curated record
AUGGCUGACGACACAGAGGCUAAGCAUGGAAGCAAGAACGGAAAGAAAGAAGGCCUCUCUGGAAGCUCAUUUUUCACCUGGUUUAUGGUAAUAGCUUUGCUGGGAGUUUGGACAUCAGUAGCAGUUGUCUGGUUUGAACUUGUAGAUUAUGAAGAAGUUCUAGGCAAGCUUGGGAUAUAUGAUGCUGAUGGAGACGGAGAUUUUGAUGUGGAAGAUGCUAAAGUAUUGCUAGGCCUUAAAGAAAGAUCUGUCCCAGCACAGCCAACAUCACCAGAAUCUGAGGAGACCAUCCAGCCUGCUGAGAAGUCGUAUGUUGAAUCAGAGCACAAGUACACUGACGUAGAAUUGGAAGAGGAAAUUCAGUCUGUUCUUCAUGAAGCUCUCCAUUCCCAGCCUGGAGAAAGACAUGAAGAUAUAGUUGAAAGUCUCAAUGACCAGUGGCAAGUUAAGGAAGAAAUACAUGGAGAAACAUUGGAAGUUCCUACAACUGAUGACUUGCUGAGAGAAUUAGAGAAUGAAAUGCCAGAAGCAUAUGAGACACCAGCCUCAGUUCAGAAAGAUGCUGAUCUUUUGGCAGAUGAUCUUGAAGCAAUAGAGCCUGAACCAUAUGAAGCUCCAGUUUCAUAUGACUAUGAUAUGGAUGUGGAAAAGACAGUAAGUGAUCCAGAAGCUCCAGAUGACUCUGAGCUAAUGCUAGAAGAUGCUGUGGAACAUUACGCAGAGGAUAGAGUGCAUGGUGAUUAUAAUGAAGAACAUGAACCAAAACAUGAAAAGCAGGCUGAGAUUCAAGAUACAGCUGUUGAGGACCUUCCAGAGGAGGUGAAUGAAGCCACGGAACCAGAUGAAAUUAUUGAAGAUUUUGAUAUUGAUAAAGAGCUCACAAUAGAAAUUCAGCAUACAGAAGAUGUGGCCACUGAACCAGAGGAAUUAGAAAUACCUGUUCAAGCUGAGGAUUAUUCAAAUGAUGAUCUAAUAGGAAAAAGUGACAAAGAAACUGAACAAGACAAAGCAGAAAAAGCUAAAAAGAAGAAGAAGCCAAAGCUCUUAAACAAGUUUGAUAAAACUAUUAAAGCUGAACUAGAUGCUGCAGAAAAACUACGUAAAAAAGGAAAAGUUGAAGAAGCUCUAAGGGCCUUUGAAGCAUUAGUGAAUCAAUAUCCACAGAGUCCUCGAGCAAGAUAUGGGAAAGCACAGUCUGAAGAUGACUUAGCUGAGAAAAUGCGAAGUAAUGAGAUGCUGCAAAAAGCCAUCAACACCUAUGAUGAGGUGGUUAGUCUGCCAAAUGUCCCUUCAGAUCUAAUAAAACUGAGCUUGAAACGAGAAGCAGACCGGCAGCAGUUUCUUGGUCGCAUGAGAGGUUCCCUGAUUACUCUACAGAAAUUAGUUCAGCUUUUUCCCAGUGAUACUUCAUUCAAGAAUGACCUUGGUGUUGGUUACCUCUUGAUAGGAGAUAACAGCAAUGCCAAGAAAGUAUAUGAAGAGGUUCUAAGCCUGGCUCCAAACGAUGGCUUUGCGAAAGUACAUUAUGGCUUCAUCCUGAAGGCAGAAAACAAGAUAGCAGAGAGCAUACCCUAUCUAAAGGAAGGAUUAGAGUCUGGUGACCCUGGCACAAAUGAUGGACGCUUUUAUUUUCAUCUAGGUGAUGCCUUGCAGAGAAUGGGAGACAAAGAGGCCUACAAGUGGUAUGAACUGGGAUACCAAAGAGGUCACUUUGCAUCAGUUUGGCAGCGCUCCCUCUACAAUGUCAAGGGACUGAAAGCUCAGCCUUGGUGGACAGCAAGGGAAACUGGUUAUACCGAACUGGUGAAGUCCUUAGAGAAAAACUGGAAGCUCAUUCGGGAUGAGGGGCUUGCUGUGAUGGAUAAAAAAAGAAGCCUCUUCCUGCCUGAGGAUGAGAAUCUACGAGAAAAAGGAGACUGGAGCCAGUUUACCUUAUGGCAGCAAGGAAGAAAAAAUGAGAAUGCUUGUAAAAGUGUUCCGAAAACAUGUGCUUUAUUGGAAAGAUUCCCAGAAGCUACUGGCUGCAGAAGAGGGCAGAUCAAAUAUUCUAUCAUGCAUCCGGGGACACAUGUCUGGCCACACACAGGGCCCACCAAUUGUCGGCUAAGGAUGCAUUUGGGCUUGGUUAUACCUAAGGAAGGCUGCAGAAUUCGGUGUGCCCAAGAGAACAGAACCUGGGAAGAAGGGAAAGUUCUUAUAUUUGAUGACUCUUUUGAACAUGAAGUAUGGCAGGAUGCUGAAAAUUAUCGCCUGAUAUUCAUUGUGGAUGUGUGGCACCCUGAGUUAACAGCACAACAGAGACGCACCCUUCCUGCUAUUUAAGGGGUUCCUUCUGAUGUUAAGAGCAUAGGAGCUGUAACCCCUUUGGAGUAUGCCAUUGGGACUAAUUUAUCCAACGUACGAAGACUACAAGUAUUGUAAGGGUUAGAAGAGAUAAAGAUGACAUUCUACAAUCACAGAGGACUUGAUUUAAAAAAAGGAAAAAAAAAGAAGAAAAGGAAAAAAAAAA